AAAAGUGCCAGUUAUUAAGCCGCCGAGGAGGGAAAACAGAAGACGGUUGGUUAAUUGAAUUGGAUUCCAAUUCAGGACAUCUUUGGACAUUUUUCAGGUCUAACUUUACAAAAAAUUAGUCUCAGGCCAGAAUUUAAAAAAAAAAAAAUUGCAUUUUUACACAAUACCAAUGAAAGCAAAUAUGGAAAUCGGCAAUCAAGAUCAGCCUGCAUUCAAGAUUCGGCUCUCUUGUCCCACCGGUCUCUCUCCCUCCCAGGUGUCAGUUGAUUUUGGUCAAGUGUAUGAUAGAAUUCCUCAUCCAGAUGUCAAUUUAGAGAACUCCAUUUCUGAGAUAUGGGAUCAAAGAGUUCAAAAGAAUGCUUCAUUGUUCAAUGGAUUAAAGUUCAGGUAUGGAGGACACAGUUUUUCUGGUGGGGCUGGUACCGAUCAAGAGCCCCAUGUUUGCCUUCACCUUGGUUUGACAGAUUAUAGGACAUUUGUUGGCACUAAUUUGAAUCCUUUGUGGGAAAGAUUUCUGCUUCCAUCUGAAGAUGAUUUUAGGCAAUGUCAGCAUACUUCCAGCCCUCUCGGUAAUGGUGCAGUUAUAGAGACAUCUGAUAAAAAGAUAAUAGUGCUGCAAAGAAGUAAAAAUGUUGGAGAGUUUCCUGGACAUUAUGUUUUCCCAGGAGGCCAUCCAGAGCCUGAAGAAAUUGGAAUAUCAUCUCAUGAUAAUAGAGAUGAUAACAGCCAUCAGAUAAUGAAGGAAAAACUUUCUCAGGAAAUGUUUGACAGUAUCAUGCGUGAAGUAGUAGAAGAAAUUGGAGUUCCUGCAGAUAGCCUAACCAAGCCAGCCUUUAUUGGUAUAUCCCGUAGAGUGUUGAAUGUCAGACCAACUGCUUUCUUUUUCAUGACAUGCAGUCUUCAGUCUAUGGAAAUUCAACAACUGUAUCAUAGUGCAGCAGAUGGCUAUGAGUCGACCCAGCUUUAUGCUGCAUCAAUGGAUGACCUGGAGAGCAUGGCCAAAAAAAUGCCUGGUUGUCACCAGGGAGGAUUUGCACUUUUUAAGUUGAUGAUAGAUGCUGCAAAGGAUGCCUAAUGGUGAUAUGCGAUUGCUUCUUGAUGAUUUUUCCUCAGGUUGUUUUGAAAUCGAAUUGAGAAGGAAAUGGUUAUUGGUCAGUCUAUUAUGUUAUUAUAUGCUUCAAUUGUCAGACUAUCGGUCGUGGCUCGCUGGUUGUACUUUGAUAGGUGAUGAGAAUAUAAUUAUUUGGAUCAAUUGAUUCCGUGACUUGCACUUGAUGAUCAAACCUUUUCAAGACGAGCAAUAUGUAAUAAUCAAUAAACAGGAUCCAUUUUACA
Messenger RNA from Coffea eugenioides, 1335 nucleotides. Its product is annotated as nudix hydrolase 9. NCBI's taxonomy places the organism in Eukaryota, Viridiplantae, Streptophyta, Magnoliopsida, Gentianales, Rubiaceae. The coding region runs from base 170 to 1075 and encodes 301 amino acids. The transcript has 9 exons. Gene Ontology annotation, molecular function: GDP-mannose hydrolase activity. The record is from RefSeq and is a predicted model, not a curated record.